This is a messenger RNA of Magnolia sinica, 498 nucleotides long. RefSeq lists its product as uncharacterized. Bases 51 to 488 code for a protein of 145 amino acids. Lineage: Eukaryota; Viridiplantae; Streptophyta; Magnoliopsida; Magnoliales; Magnoliaceae. The transcript has 3 exons. The record is from RefSeq and is a predicted model, not a curated record.
AAUUGUGCAUCCCAUCAAACGUAAAUAUUCUUGCAUUGCGAGGCAAUUCGAUGGAGGUUUUGGCAGCAAAUAAUUUGUCACGGUCCCUUCCAACUCCAUUCAAUAUGCUAAGAAAAUUAGCCAUCCAAGUAAAUUUGAAAUAUCAAAGGCAAGCCUACGUUGUCAUGCUACUACUCAAAAGAUGCCCUUACCUGCAGGAAUUGUAUGUCGCGCUCCAUGGCAUGGAUACACAUUAUUUGGAAGAACCCUAUCCUGAAUAUUCGGACAUUGACGAGCCCUUUUGCUGUCUAGACGCAUGCUUGGAGGAAGUAUGGUUGAGCAAUUUCAUGGGUUUUGAUUGCGAGGUGGAGUUUGCAAAAUUUAUCAUAGCAAAUGCUGGAGUGCUCAAGAGAAUAACUAUUCUAGGGAAUGUCCGUGACGAUCUCAAAGCUGCCUUAGAAUCAAUACAAAAGGCUUCUUCAUAUGCAUGUAUAAAUUUUAAAUUUUGACAUUUGGAAA